Messenger RNA from Aspergillus campestris IBT 28561, 1469 nucleotides. RefSeq lists its product as uncharacterized. NCBI's taxonomy places the organism in Eukaryota, Fungi, Ascomycota, Eurotiomycetes, Eurotiales, Aspergillaceae. Gene Ontology annotation, cellular component: nucleus. The record is from RefSeq and is a predicted model, not a curated record. The transcript has 3 exons. The coding region runs from base 191 to 1270 and encodes 359 amino acids.
AUCCUCUGUCUAUCCCUUUCCUCCACAUCUGUCCCUCCUCCCCACCUCGAUCAAAUCGCCACGAGCACGCGCUGCCCUAUCUGUCUGCGAUCUUCCCUCCUUGAUCGUCAGGCACCAUAGGUUGAGACUGUCUCUCAACCGCAUUACCACUUGCACGAUCUAAUAUUGUCCGAGUCCACGGCUACCCUCCAUGACGAUGGUCAUUGAAAACCAGAACCGCCAGUACGGCGGGAUGGGUUUUGACAGUGUUUACCAACAACAUAACCUCCCGCACCACACUCCGCCUCAGUUCACCGAUCCCUGGUCGGCCGCUCACACUUCCUCCAACUCGACCCCUCCGGUGUACGCGACCUCCAUGGGUUCCAGCCAGAUCCUGAACCCUCCCAAGCAGGAGGAAGUCACCCGCCCGUCCAUGUCUCUGCCGUACUCGAGCAUCCCCGUGUCGGCCCCGUCCAUGGUCCCCGGGAGUAACUAUUCUACCAGCGCCGCUCCGAGCUACCCCGGCCCGGAGAUGAUGACCAUGUCGCACGACCUUCCUCGCACCACCUUUGAACAGCCCCCCUCCUACACCACCGCCUCCUCCAUGAGCAGCUUCGCCCCGGCCAGCUAUGCCCCCUUGAGCUAUGCUCCGUCGAUACACCACCCGGACAGCCGCCGCAUCCCAGAAGCUCGCGUUGGCCAAUCGCAGCCCCCGUCGGCCCCCACGUUUGGAGACGCCCUUGACGCCAGCCGCGGAAUGGUUGCCCUCAGCCAGGAUUUGACCCCUCGCAACAUCUACGGUCCUCGUAACUCGAGAGGUUCAGGUGACUCGUAUGGCUUCCCCGCGACCCAUUCGUCGGGAUCGUCGAUCUCGUCCGGAGCGAAUUACCCCUACUAUAGCGCCUCCGUCGGCUCCGUCGACUCGUCGGUGACCGAUUAUAGCUCUACCACCUCGGAGUCUUACGACAAUGGACACCUGUCGCGGACGUUGCCCCGUCCGUCCAGCCUGCUCACGGGAAGCGCGCCUCCGGGCCCGCAGUCGAUGAUGAGCCAGUUCAGCUCCAAGAUGCCGUCCAACACCCAGAAGAAGCACAAGUGCAAGGUGUGCGACAAGCGAUUCACCCGUCCGUCGUCUCUCCAGACCCAUAUGUACAGCCACACUGGCGAAAAGCCAUUCGCAUGUGAUGUGGAAGGUUGCGGUCGACACUUCUCCGUUGUGUCCAACUUGCGCCGCCACAAGAAGGUUCACAAGGGCGAAAAGGAGGGAGCCUCCGGUGAGGACGACGAGUAGAUGAUACAUCUAUCUUUUCGUUUUCUAAAUUCUCCUUAUGACCCGUACCGAUACGAGGCCUGUGCAUGAGCAGCGACUCAAAUCCCACCCGCUGUGGCUUGUGCGACGUUGCUCGUUUCUACCAUUCAAUUGGGUCCCAUCGCUUGUACAACAACCAUUCGACUGCGAUGCCGACUUUUCCUCUUCUUUUCUUUUUUUU